GGCCCGGGGCGGGCUGCGGGCUGCUCCGUGCCCCCGGUACUGGCACCGUGCGCGGAGCGGGGCCCUCACGGGGCUGGCGCUGGAACGCGGCGAGGCAGCUGGAAGUGUGGGGGAACGUGGGGUGCUUUGGCAUUUGAAACAGAGCCAGGCAAGCACUAGCUGAGCCUUAACGAGAGCGAGCGAAAACCAGAAGGAAAUGUUUAACAACAGUUCAUCCUAGGAAGCAUUGCAUCGCUUGUCAUUUUAAGCAAUUCCCCGAAUGAAGCAGGGCGUUUCCUCCACAAGCCGUCCCGCACCUGCCAGCAGCUCCAGGUGUCCCCAGCACGGCCCCUCCUCGUGCUCCCGUGCAGCACCAGCCCCACGGCCAGCUGCCAGGACACGGGGCGUGGUGCCAAGCCCAAUGCCGGCUGCCUGUGGGUCUGCCCAGCAGGGCCACAGCUCUCAUCGCAGUUAUCGGCUGAAACAAAAGGCUUUGGAGCAGCACCUUUUAGCUACAUCAGCCGCUUCUUGAGGAAGGAAAACCACGGUGGUCUGGAGAUCUUUGAGCUUCCCUGGAUGUGCGUGGCCGAGUGGUGCCGGCAGAUAACGCCUGGAAGCACGCUGCAUCCUCGCCGGGGGUGCCUGGGCUGCUCCCUGCACUGUGCUGGGCGUUAUCUCCCCCCGCAGCCCCACAGCCAAGCCCCGCGCCUGGGCUGCGGAUAAGGAGCUCCCCCCAGGUGAUGGGAGCCUUUGCCCUGUGCCUCACUCCUUGCAUAGCGCAGUGUGCCAGCAGCUGGACUUGUUCGGGUGCACUCAGGAUGAUGGACCAGCAUUUCCUUUUCCUUUUCUUCCUCUUCUUCUGUCCCCAUAAAUGCCAAAGUCAAACCCUGGGUGCAGAUCCAUAUGAAAUGCCCAAGGAUUACCAGGAGGUCUACAGAGGAUCCAAAAAUGAUGUCAAAGAGAUCCCAAAGAUCGCAAAGUCUUUCAUUUCUGAGAUGAUCUUUGUGCAAACCAGCAUCACUGCCAUAAGGAAAGGCGCCUUCAGGUACAUGCCCAACCUGACCAAGAUUUUAUUUAUCGGCAACAAUAUCAAGACAGUUGAACCUGGGGCCUUUGAUGGUUUGGAGAAACUGAGGGAUCUGGAAAUCUCUGGUGCCUCCUUAGAAGAACUAGCUGUGGGCACUUUCCAGAACCUUCCAAGCUUGCAGAGGCUGGAGCUGAGAGACAGCCACAUCAGCCACAUCCCCAAAGGCCUGUUUGAAGGGCUGGAGAAUCUGGGAGAGCUGUCCCUGCACAUCAAUGCCAUCCCUUCUCUUCCAGAAGGUAUUUUUGAUUCUCUUGCCAAUCUAACAUUUUUGGACCUGGCUAGAAACAGGAUCACCGUUCUGCCUGGAGAUGCCUUCAGCAAACUGCCCCGGCUGCAGGUCCUGCGGCUGUAUGAGAACGAGCUGCAGGACCUGCCCGAGGGGCUGCUGGCUGCUCAGUGGGGGCUGCUGGAGCUCAGCCUGCAGAGGAACAGGCUCAGGGUGCUGCCACCCAUGCUCCUGAGGAACCUGACCUACCUGGAAAAACUCCUCCUGGACAACAACUUCAUCAGGGUUCUCCCGCCCCAGAGCUUCUUUGGUUUAAACAGAUUGAAGCUGCUGACUCUAGGUUCAAACCACAUUACGGAGCUCCCCUGCUGCCUUUUUGACACCAUGCCACACCUCUGGGAGCUGGACCUGGGUAGGAACAGUUUAGCCGCGCUUCCGGAUGGCAUCUUUGUCAACCUCACAUCUCUUGGCAAACUCAUCUUGUCUCACAACCAGCUAGCAGCCCUGACAAGAGGGGUCUUCACCGGGCUUGACAAGCUCUCAGACCUCCAGCUGGACGCAAACCAGCUCUCUGCUCUGGAUGAUGAGGUCUUUGCUGCUCUCCCAAAUCUGAAAACCCUCAAUCUUCGAAUGAACCAGCUAGAGAGUAUCCCCCGAGGACUCUUGGACCCCCUGAAAAAGCUCAGCUCACUGUAUCUGAGUGGCAACCCAUGGAGAUGUGACUGCAGUCUCUGUUACCUGCACAGCUGGAUCCAGGGCAACAGUGAGAAAGUUAAACUGUCCUCCCAAGUGUCAUGUAAGACUCCACCUCACCUGGCAGGGCAAGCAGUGACAUCACUGAGGGGAAACCAGUUAAUCUGCCCAGCUACUCUGCCUCCAUCAGCUGCUCUCACCCCAUCUCUACUAUUCACCUCCACAUCAUCACAAAGGAUGCCACCCUUGCUGCCGCCUGAAGCCUCACCCACCUCAGCACAGACCACACUGUCAUCGGUGGCCUUUCCCAUUAUGGCAUUGCCAACUGUGCCAUUGCCUAUGGCCACCUCCUUGAUGUUUCCAGCCAUGCCAGCAGAGGGCUUCAUCACUGCUCCGUCACCAACCAUGCUGUCUAAAGCCUCCAUUGCCAUGCCACCAUCAACCAUUCUACUCAAGAUUUCUACCACUGCUCCAUCACCAACAGUGCUGCACAAGGCCUCCAACACCACCCCAUCACCAACAGUGCUGCCCAAGAUCUCUGUCACCAGCCCAGAGCAUGCACUAUCCGCUCUAGCUCCCACCACCCCACCAAUUCCAAACACCAUGCAGGCAGCUACAGCCCAACAAGUGCCUCCUGCUCUUCCAGCACCCACACAGAGACCAGCAUCCCCUGUUCCCCCCCUGCGAGGCAACACGAGCUCCCAGCCAGCCUCCCCACCCACAGCUCCAGGUGGACAUCACCACAGAGACUUCCCCCUGUGGGCCAACCCACGGCACUGCCGCAUCUCCCUUGCCCUCGGGCUGGCUGUGCUGGUGCUGCAGGUGGGUGCCGUGCUGCUGGGGGUGAAGCUCACCCUCGUCCUCUACCAUGCUGCCCAUGGCCACGACCACCCCGUGCCACCAGUGAGGCUGCUGAGUGUCCAAGCGCUGGAUGCUGCCCACCCAAGCCGGACUGCAGAGCCGCAUCGCAGCAGUACAGUCCCCCAGGGGCAGGCGUAGCAGGAUUCAGGAGGUUUUGGGGUCCCUCCCAGGCGGCGCCUGGAGAUGCUGUGAGCCUGGGGAAUCUGAGCACGGUGUCACGGCCCGACGGGACCUUCUACCAAGCGACACUAGGUGGCAACCCGACACAGGCAGUGGCUGCCACCACUUGCCCGCGGCCGUGCGGGACCACCUGGGCCAGAAGGCAUCGCACUGAGGCUCUGCAAACCCUGCUCCAGGGCCAGCCGGGGGCCCUCCUUGGGUCUGCCACGGGGUGCCCACUUCGGGGCACGGGCUGGAGGCUGGUGGGGAUCCUGCUGAAUCUCCCCAUUGCUGGCAGCUGCCUGCGUAGUGCAAGGCAUCCCAGCUGCUUCCCUGCCCGGCACCAUGGGACGUGCCAACAGUGGUAUACCCACACAACGCUCUGACCUCUUCCCUGAUAUUAAAGCCUUCCCAGCAGCUCUGUUGUGCACAAGCAGAGCAACAUUUUCAUCCCGGGGCUGUCUUGUUGCUUCAGUGGGGAUUUUCCACCACCCACUGCAGCAUGGGGUGCCCAGCUGGUGCUGAUGGUCAGAGGAUGGGGCAGCAAUAGGCAGCGGCAUGGUGAGAAAAUAGAGCUGCAACUGUAAAUCUUGCGUUCCAGACCCCGGGGCAGCUUCUUGCUGACACUGUGCCAGAGUAAAGCAGGGAAUGGUGCUUUGCAUUAGGGCGCAUACCUGUGGCUGUGCACUAGGGACUUGGAUAUCCGCUCUGCUGGGCCUGUGCAGUGUUACUGCUGCUCAGCUGCUCCUUGAAGUCCCGACGAUGGCUGUGAAAUACGGGAGGUGAGUGCGGGGCAGCACAUCUGUGCGGGACAGAGUGCGCAUUGCCGGAGCCUGGCACUGCUCUAAUGAGACGCAGAUGAGGGAAGGGAGUGUGUUUCCUGGCAGCCCGUAUGGGCUCUGCUCUGUGCUUGAUUUAGAGGGUUUGAAAGCAGGGCCGGCUGCCGGGGAUGGCAGGGGGGCUCCUUGGGUUUGGGGAUAUUUAAUGGCCUGAUACAGCCUAAACAGGGAAGUGCUUGGGGGCGAGAUUAGCACAACAUAAUCACAUCUUAAAAGGUCUUCGGAGACACAAGGCACGUCUGCUCUCCUAUUAAUUACUGUUAUCCAUGAAGAUGUGGUCAGGCUGGAGGUGUUUGGCCGUGGAUCCGUGCAUCCGACAGCAGCACCCCUACAGCCACCCUCCUGUGCUCCAUAACAUCCCAGCAGGAUUGUGCCUUCCCGGCACCCAGUACACCCAGAACACCUCUGAUGUCCAGGCACCAGGAGCUGCGUGCAGGCUUUGGGCAGGGCGAGCCUAGCACAUCUUCCCCCGGCUCUCCCGGAGGGGCGGAAGCUGCCUGUUUGUUUAAGGUGCAAAGGAGCGAUGUUAAUCUGCGGCCUGUUUGUAUUUCUUCAGAGUGCCCGUGUGCGAGGGGAGCAGGGAUGGGGUCUCCCCUUUGUGCGGGGGCACAGCCACGCUGUUUGAAGUGGAGGUGAGAAAACACGGCGGGGCAGAUGGAACCUGCUUUGGGAGUGAAAGAUUUUUUUCGGCUAUUUAUGAUAAUUAGUGGGAAACGCUCCUCAAGCGUUUCAGAUGAUUCUGUAAUGAAGUCGGGCCCAAUGUUCCCGCUUUGUUCCCGCGGAACCAUUAAAAAUCCCCCUUCUUUGGCCGCCUUAAUGCAACGCUGAAAAGGCACAAUGGCAUAAAAGUGGCCCUGGGCAGGGCGGAACGCCUCCUUCCCCCGUGAGGGAGAGCCCUUUGGAGCCCAGAUUUUCUGGGCUGUAAACCCUGGUGCUCACAGCUCUGCUCUAGUUCGACUGGAGCGAAGCUGCUGUGUUCCAACAGAGCCCCAGAAGCGGUGACAGCAUCAGCUCCGUGGGCUUCCAAGGAGAGGUUAAGGGCCAGAGCAUUGCUCCCCACGCCGCCUGCCCCGGCCCUAAUCAAGUCCUCGCCCCGGACCGUGUCUGAGGCUGCUUUCAAUGUGGGGGAAUUUGCAGACAAAUUUCUACCAGCAGGAUGCUGGGGCUCUGCUGCGUGGCAGGAUAAAGAUCGCUGCUGCCCCAUGCAGCCCCGCAGACCUGGGGCUGUCAUUUGGGGCAGUGUGGGAACGGGGCAGGAGGCUCUCAGAGUGGGAGCUAUUCUUUUCCCCAAGAUAAUGCACAGCGACACAAUGAGCCCAUUUGUGAAUGGCUGGGACCAUUACCUCUGCGCUCCUUAGCGUGGGCCCUGAAGUGCCACUUGGACUGUGAUGCCUUUGCCAAUGCUUGUGUCCCUCCUGGCAAUAUUUUGGGACAAAUAUCUCUAGAAACACAGUGUGCUUCCUUUGGGAACUGGGGUGCAGGUGCCUCCCAGCUCAGUUUGCAGGCUAUGGUGUCACCACAGGGACCCACCAUACCCAGCAGUCCCAACACAUCAUUCCCUCCUUGAUUUUAUUCCAUCAUGAUUUCCUCCCCUAGGCCAGGCAACCAAACCCUUCCUCAGCAUCUGGGUCCAGGAGCCUAGGUAGAACCGUGGGUACGCAUCCGACCCUUCCCAUUGCGGGUGCAGCAAGCGGCACGGCGCUGACCCCGCGGUGCCACCACUACCUGCUGCUCGCCACAAUGGCACCACGGCAAUGAGAAAGGGCUGGGAGCAUAAUGAGGCUGCGAGCACUGCUCUCUUCAGAGAGCCGAGUCAACUCCUCAGGAAGAAAGGAAGGAGGAAAAAAAAAAGAUGGGGGGGGAAAGACCCCCCCCCCCCCUUGGAUAAUAAAGAAGUAACAAAUGAAGAAUGAAAGCCUAUAGAAGGCGUCUUAACCCAGCGAAGAAAAAAAAUGUCAACAUCUGUGGAGCUGUCUGCAAAAACAGACCCAAGCCCUAAUGAAUACCCUCUAGAAAAGGCAUUCACUCGAGGAAAGGCAAAAGGCUACAUUUUUCUAUGGAGGUAUAAAGAUUUUGAUGAAUCUGCCCUUUCCCUUUCCAGUGCAGUUGAACCAAGCGCUAAUGUUCAUCUUCAGCUGUAUUAAAGGAUCUGGAGGGGGCAGAGGGAGGAAGAGUCCUGAUCUGAAAGCUCACGAGGAGGGUGGAUUUAGGGAGCCCGCAUGGAUGUCGGAGCACUAUGGCAGGGAAGAAAAGCAACAGGCAUUAGAGAAAAUACUGUUUAACAAGAGUUUCUUUAGUCAGUCCAUUCGGGCAGAGAUCGGCGUGCCAUAAAUGUAAUCCUCUUAGUGCUGACUUCAACGUGUUUGUACAAAACAGGGAAAUAUAAUAUGAAUGUAAUAGUCACGUUUCCUAAAAUGCUUAAUAAAAAGACAAAAGUUCUUUAUUUAGAUCUUCAGCUCCAGUGCAGGGUGGGGGCACAGCAGACGUGUUCUUGGAAGGCUGCUUGGAAGGGAAAAGCUGUGCGGAGCGUGGCUGUGCUGUGGCUGUGCCGUGCCAUGGUGCGUCAUGCCAGGCUGUGCCAUGCCGUGUCAUGCUGUGCCGUGCUGCGUCAUGCUGUGCCAUGCAGUGCCCACCUCACCAGCCCCAGGCAAGGAGAGCUGUGGUGGCUCUGAGCCCACUGAUGCUCAGGAGCUGCAGCUGGUGAACACGCUGCACCGUGGCAAUGUCUUCUCAUAAGGCUGCUUGUUGGGACUGCAGUGGGAAAUGCCUGUCAGACCUCCCCAGACAUCUCCUGGUGGUGUAGUUCUCCAUUUGGAAAGCUGUUCCACUGAAGGCAAAGAGUUGGAGGUAACAGGUUUUCUUCUGUUGAAUAACCAUGGGAACGAUAGACUGAAGGGCAGUGUUUGGGUCUGACUGAGAUCUCUAAGCACACUGAUACCACACAGCUGUAUCGGCUGAUAGAACUGCGCUAGGUUAUUUUCCAUGUGCCAUGCUGAUAUUUCACAUUGUGAGACACCAGCACCACGGGAGGAAGGCUCAGCGACACAACCAGCUCGGCUCUGCGGAUCUACUGUUAAACAUUUCUGUCCCUCCACGAAGUCACCUUCCCCACCUUUCUUCUGACCUGGGACAGCAGCAAUACGAUGCUGGGUGUCAUGUGCUGGGGCGCAAAAGGACAACUGCAAACGUGUCGUCCUAAGAGUGACAGCAGAGCUUCCAAGCCCCACGUUUCCUCCCUGCGCAGGUUCCUGAGCCUCGUGCACUGAGAGCACGUUUCUGCACAGCAGUGCCGUUCCUACACCGGGAACAAGGCACUUUACAACCCCAUAAACCCCACAUCCUUCUGUGCAGGCUGCUCUGACGUGACGCUAAUGCCUACAAGAUGUGCAGCUCUGCGGGACGGCCCCGGUGCCCCACGCCACAGCAAAGGGCUCGUGUUUUACAUCACUCUGCGCUGCAGCCUUGGCUAAUUAAUCCCAGGGAUGAGCCUCCCGCUAUCAGGCUGCUCCCUGUCCCCCGUUCUGCGCUGGCGCUGGAGGCACCACAUUGAGUGCCAUAGGAGUGGGCUAAACUGCUGUAUCCCAAUGUGUCCCGCCGUGUCCCUGUGGAUUCUGGUGCAUCCCGCUGCUCACUGGGUGCACGGCCGGGGGAACGCAGCAUUGUGUCACAGCGCGUUGUGAUCACGCAGCGCGGCUAACGUGAUUUCCAUCCCAUAUUCGA
This is a messenger RNA of Numida meleagris (helmeted guineafowl), 7564 nucleotides long. RefSeq names its product carboxypeptidase N subunit 2-like. The transcript has 2 exons. Gene Ontology annotation, cellular component: plasma membrane. The record is from RefSeq and is a predicted model, not a curated record. Gene Ontology annotation, molecular function: protein binding. Bases 720 to 2984 code for a protein of 754 amino acids. Lineage: Eukaryota; Metazoa; Chordata; Aves; Galliformes; Numididae.